AAAUUAUCACUGCAUACGACACACGAGUGUGGAGCGAAAGCUACUAAUAAUAAUAAUCAUGAGAGCCUAGCUGCUAACCACAUAUAAAGGAUACCAAUUUAGCAGUGACUCGCUACUGACUGCUUUCAAAUGUCUGUAGCUGUGAAUCCAGGAAGAGAACAUAGAUUAACAACUUCCGAGAAAUGCUGAAACCAUGGAUAACCUAUCAACCUACGUAGGUUGGAAGAAUGGUCGUGACGUCACUGAGCCCCAGCGGUCGAGAUGUUGUAUAAUACUCAAUUUUAGUUGUAGUUAAAUAAUUUCAAUGUGGUGUGCUGGUUAAUGAGUUGUCGUAUCAGUAGUGUGGGAAAGUACAAUCUUUAAAUAUUCAUAAUGUGAAUUAAACUUAUAUGCUGCUGACAGCGCUGUCUUAUUUUCUGUUGGCUAUUACAGUACAUAUUCCAGGGCCAGAUAUGGAGAAGAUGUCCUUGUGGCUGUCAAUGUCAUAUUAAUAAGAUGAAAAAUGCUUCAGUUUUGGAAGAAAUCUGGACAAAAAGGUAAAGGAAGCGGCUCCCCGUCUGCAGCUUCACCUGCUAAAUUGCCCAAGUUUCAGACUGCUGUGCCCUUGUCAAACACUGAUGAAUCUACAGCUUCCAGUGAUGGAUUGAAAUCAGGUCCUGUUGGACCUCUUUCACGCUUCCAAGAAGAGGAUCUUUGUACUGAAGAUAGUUCUGAAUGGAAGAGGACAGUGGCCCACCAUUCUCGACUGUCUAAGACACUUGCCGAGGUUCUGGCCGACAAGGGAGCACUGAGCUACUUCAUCCAGUACCUGGAGGCUCGGGAUGGGUUCUCCCUCAUCAAAUUCUGGCUUGAUGUAGAGAGCUUCAGAGCAGCAGCUGGUGCACAGGACUGUGUCAGUUGCAUAAAUAGAAAGGCACCUGGUCAAGACCCUAAUAGGACAAGUCUUUGUCAGUCUCACUGUCAAAAUGACAAACUGUCACUCAGCACGGACUCUGGAAGUGUGUUUGAAUCUCCACUCCAUUCCAGUGGCAGUGCAAAUGAUAUUAGUUCUGGAACUCGAGAUGAAGUACAAGAAACUCUUAAGAAUGAUUUACCACUCUCUCAGUCACCAGUUAUUAAUUUAACCUGUAGUAAAAGCCCAGGAAGUCUUGUACCAUGUGCAUUACCGAACGGUAGUUUUGAUCGGCAUUGUAGGGAUCGCUAUAGCAAUAUGGUAGUUAACCAUAAGCCUAGUAACAUCAGUAAAAUCAAGACUGAUUCCUGCAAUUCAGAGAGUGCAGUUGCAUCUGAUUGUUGUAAGAAGCUAGUGGCUGUUUCAACAAGUGAAAUAGGUAACACUUUUAGUGGUUGUGCUGUUUGUGGUGAUGAGUUAGUAUCAGAGCAAACAUCAGUUCCUUCUAGCAAGGAUGGAAGAGCAGUGUCUUUGUCAGUGGGAAGCAGUCUGUUGACGCAAGCAACUGUGGAUGAUGCAUUAAGAAUUUUCAACAAAUACAUCUCCCAUGAAGCACCGCACCCUGUUAGGGUUCCUGAUGUUGUUAGAGAUCGAGUUGUGGCAGCCAUUUGCAGUGAUGCAGGCAUGGUGGAUGCUGAAUCUUUUACAGAACUGCAGGGACUUGUACUCCAGACCAUGGAGACAGAGUAUUUUAAUGAUUUCCUGCGAAGUGAUUUCCAUUGCAAGCAUCAGAUUGAUGUACUUACAAGUGGCAAUGUUGUACUCACAGAUAUACUCUACAAUGAAACUGCUCUCUUUUAUUUCAUGGAGUACAUGGAACAAGAAGGAAAUCAAAGCCUGGUACAGUUCUGGUUGGCAGCAGUCAACUUUGAACAGCACCUGAAGGACAAGAAGGGAGACUAUGAUUCAGUGGAGGCUCAGAAUGAUGCCAUAGUCCUCUAUGAUAAAUAUUUCUCUCUUCAAGCAACUUGUCCAUUAGGCUUCAGUGAUAGAAUUCGCUUUUUUGUGGAGCAGAACAUCUGCCGUGAAGAUGGUCCAUUACCAGAUUGCUUCAGUAAACCUGCAGACAUUGUAUUUAAUGUGCUGGAAAAGAAUUUUCUGCGACCAUUCUUGACUUCAGACCUGUACUUCAGAUAUUUAUCAGAGUUGAUAAACACAAUUCAAGCAAUUCCCGCUUUGCUAUCAAGAUCAAGGAAAUCAGGUUCAGAAUGCAGCAGUGAAUGUAACAUCUCGAUCCAUAAUACUCUUUUGGCCAUGGAGGAUACAACACCUCCUCCACGUAAGAUAAUUUGCAACGUGGAUGACCGAGAGAUGAGCAUUGACUCAAGGCAGUUAUAUGACCCAGAUUCACUUUGGAAAAGGAGACAUAGAAUGGGCUUGAACUUUGGUCGAAUAAACGCAAUGGGCCGGUUUGAAACUGACAUUCAACCAGAACCAGACAGGAAAGAAGAAUCUCGAAUUGCCAGGGUGGUUAAAAAGCUGGUCAACAUGGACGAAGAUAAGGCUAAGGAGGAGAUGGCAUGGCAGAUAGCAGAGAUGAUUGUAAAGGACAUCACUAGCCUCACCUUGGGUGGCAAUGAACAAGUGCAAUCUUGAUCCUAAGAUAUUGUUAAUGUAGUCAGAAGAAUUGACAGGGUUUGGGAGUGAUCCCUACAUUUAUUUAUUUUCAUAAAUUUUCCAAUGGGUUUUUGGGUAAAAACUCUGGAAAUUGUACUAGAUCUUGUAGCUGUUCAAGCUGGUGGCUGUUAAAUGAAUGUGAUUGUAAUACAUCUGGCAUACACUUCUCAGUAUGUGAUGGUGUGUGUGUGUGUGUGUGUAAUAUAUAUAUAUAUAUUUAUGUAUGUUAUGAAUAUUUGUAGCAUUAUUUCCACAUUUGCGUGGUUCAUGACUUGCAUGAUUCAAAAUUUUUUUGAAUUGUGCUGUACUAAAGUAUGUCUGACUAACUGCAACUGUAACUGUGCAGUUAAUUCAGGCAAAAAGAGACUUUAAGUUUUGCAUUAAAAGUUGUGACAUUAGUUGCCAAAGCUCUUUUCUGUGAAAGACUAAAAAAGAGAGGGACUGUGUGUAACUUAGAAUUGGCCAAGAAGCUAUUUUGAAGGUUUGUUAAUAAUUUGCUCUUAUCAGCCUUACUGCCGUUAUAUUCAGGGUGGUAGUGGCUGUUGAAAACAUAUUUCAGACAUGGUGGCUGGUGAGGGUUUGUCACUCUUCUGCUUGAACUUGACUGCCCACAUGCUGAGCAGUGAAUUUCUUGCCACAUCAUGUAUAAACCCACUUUUGUUUGAAAUAAGUAAAAUUUUUAAAAUUUAAGUUAUUGACUUGUCUGAGCAAAUUACUCACAUAUUUAGAAACACAGUUCAAGUCAGAGCCUGAAAUACUGUUUUCACAGUUAGAUGUAUUGAUUGAGAUGUGAAAAUCUCAAGAUUAAGUGAACAGUAUGAAUAUCAAAGCCAGGUUAGGGACUCACCAUUUGAUUGGCUUUCAAAUACUGAGAUUGAUUUUUGAAAUAAUAAUAUAUCUGAAGUGUCCCAUAAAUCUGAGGAUUCUGUUCUUGCUACAAGGAAGUUAUGACAAAACAGUGUUUUGAAUCAAAAGCUGAAUAUGGGCCCACAUUCAAAGCAAUCUAAUCUUAAGAGAAGAACGCCACAAACUUUGACAAUACAACUUAACCAGUUAAGUGACAUUAUCUGUCAUUAUCUCUCCCACUGUGGGUUAUUUAUUUCUGUGUGCAUUUAGAUGUGUAGCGGUACUAUCUAAUUUUAACAUUUGAGUUUCUGCUCAUAUUUGAAAUUUAGUAUCUGGGCCAUUUUUAAUGGUAAAAUUAUGAAACAGUCACUGAUUGAAAGACAAAUUGUCACCCUUGUUUCCAUAUAUGUAGCCCUUACAUAAUAUUUAAUUAUUAUUUUUUAGAAAGAUUAAGUACUUUUGGCAUUACACCACUGACAUGGAUUCUAGUUGAAAUAAGACAUCACUGAUGCAUUUCUGACUUACACAUUAUGUUAUGCGAUCCUUUCGACAGUAUAAUGUUUAGAUUUGAAAUGCUAUUCAUACACCCAUGACUACUAAGUGGGUGAAAUUUCAAUUGAAUGCUGCUGAAAAACAGCAGAUGUUUAGAUUUGGAACACUAUACACUCUUGAUAUCUUGGCGCAAUGGAAGUUCAAUGGACACAAAGCAUAGCAUGCUCAGAUCAAAGUGUCACAAUGUGGAUUGUGGUUGUUGACUUAUUCAUAACACCAAUCAACUAAUUGAUCCUUGAAAUAUUGUAACACCCACAUGGGGCUGUGGCAUCAAUGUAUGCUAGUUGGGUCUGUAAGUCUGUAUUGGAACUCGAACCUAGUAAUUUUUCUUUUGUUUCAUUCUUUAUAUUUUUGUUCAAGAAAUUCAAAUUCAUGAAACAGGUAUCAGUCAAAUUA
Messenger RNA from Zootermopsis nevadensis, 4363 nucleotides. It is a transcript of the gene pkaap, whose product is annotated as A-kinase anchoring protein pkaap. Gene Ontology annotation, cellular component: plasma membrane; mitochondrion. NCBI's taxonomy places the organism in Eukaryota, Metazoa, Arthropoda, Insecta, Blattodea, Termopsidae. The record is from RefSeq and is a predicted model, not a curated record. Gene Ontology annotation, biological process: intracellular protein localization. Gene Ontology annotation, molecular function: protein kinase A binding.